AUGAACUGGACAACCCUUGGGGAGCAAGGGUUCUUAUCCGGCCUAUGGUCCCCUUAUAUAAGAUCGUAUUCCCCUUUUAGGUUAAACAUCGUCAGUUUAUUACCCUUACAAUGCAUCAGUUGUGUACCCUUUAUCUUCCUUCCCUCAUUACAAAUUUCAUCCCUACCAAUGAUCAUGGCUUCAGCAGGUAGCUUUUCAUAUGGAGGAUUCCACACGUCGGACAUAGACAUACCCACUGAUAAUGAGCCGUUAGCUAUGGAGAUGCAGGUCGACACGGAAAACCUAAGAAAUGACUUCGCAAUGGAGCUCGCCGAAGUUAAGGAGUAG
Lactuca saligna is the source of this 327-nucleotide messenger RNA. The record is from the annotation of a GenBank genome assembly. Lineage: Eukaryota; Viridiplantae; Streptophyta; Magnoliopsida; Asterales; Asteraceae.